Messenger RNA from Mangifera indica (mango), 1397 nucleotides. Its product is annotated as caffeic acid 3-O-methyltransferase-like. Lineage: Eukaryota; Viridiplantae; Streptophyta; Magnoliopsida; Sapindales; Anacardiaceae. Gene Ontology annotation, biological process: methylation. Gene Ontology annotation, molecular function: protein dimerization activity; S-adenosylmethionine-dependent methyltransferase activity; O-methyltransferase activity. The coding region runs from base 131 to 1198 and encodes 355 amino acids. The transcript has 4 exons. The record is from RefSeq and is a predicted model, not a curated record.
UUAUGUUUGAAGGGUUGGUUGGAACCUGUAGAUCUGCCUUUACUUGAACGAAGCAGGAGUAAAUUGUUACCAUCGCCACUGGUUCUCAUCUUCACUGUUACAUCUCCUUCCGCUUUAAUCACUAAACAAAAUGUCGCACGCUCGAGAGGAAGAAGAAGUGGGCAAGCUAGCCAUCAGGUUAGCAAAUGCCGUGGUUCUUCCCAUGGUCCUCAAAUCAGCCCUCGAGCUCAACCUAAUUGACAUCAUCGCCGCCUCUACCGACGGUGUCUUCCUCUCGACUUCGGAGAUCGCCACCAGGAUUGCUACCAACAACCCCGACGCACCCGUCUUGCUCGAUCGUAUGCUACGGCUCUUGGCCAGCUACGAUGUACUCAAGUGCUCCGUCAGAACCGGAGAGAAUGGCGAAGUUGAGAGAGUGUAUGGUGCCGCACCCAUUUGCAAGUUUCUUGUUAAGAAUCCAGAUGGAGGCUCCGUUGCUCCUUUGUUCUUGUUACACCAUGACAAGGUUUUCAUGGAGAGCUGGUUUCACUUGAAUGAUGUUAUACUAGAAGGGGGAAUCCCGUUCGACAGGGCAUAUGGGAUGAAUGCAUUUGAAUACCCGGCUACAGAUCAAAGGUUCAACUGGGUGUUUAAUCAGGCUAUGUCGAACCACACUACCUUAAUCAUUAAGAAAAUUCUUGAUAUUUACAAAGGAUUUGAAGGGUUGAAAGUGCUGGUUGAUGUUGGAGGUGGAAUUGGUGUCGCUCUUAAUAUCAUCACUUCUAAGUUUCCUCACAUUAAAGGCAUUAAUUUUGAUUUACCUCAUGUUUUAGCUGAUGCACCCUCGUAUUCAGGUGUAGAACAUGUGGGUGGGGAUAUGUUUGUAAGCGUUCCGAAAGGGGAUGCCAUUUUCAUGAAGUGGAUACUACACGACUGGAGUGAUGAACAUUGCUUGAAACUUCUCAAGAAUUGUUAUGAAGCUCUUCCAAACUCUGGCAAAGUGAUCAUCGUGGAAUCAAUUCUUCCUGUGACUCCUGUGAAUAAUGUGUCAUCACAUAUUGUGUUUGAGCAAGAUCUUUUUAUGCUGGCUCAGAACCCAGGAGGAAAAGAGAGGACUCAACAGGAGUUCGAGGCAUUAGCUGUGAGAUCUGGAUUUUCUGGCUGUGAAGUCAUAUGCAAUGCAUACAACAGCUGGGUUAUGGAGUUCCGCAAAAGCUAAUACUUAAAUCUUCGGAAUACUGAACAGAAGUCCCAGUCUCUAGUACCAUGUGUUGAUUGCUUGUGUUAGUGAUCAAGAAGCUAUUUUUGAUUGUCUAAAGUAAUUUCAGUAUUAGAAUUUGCAGUGAAGCAACGUUGAGUUCAGUGUAGAAAUUCUGCUUUAUUGGAUGAAAUAAAAGCAUAAAACCUUUAAUUUCCAA